AUGGCGACCCCCGGCCUCCUCUACGUGACCAUGCACCCCCGCGAUUCCCUCCCCGCGGCCCAGUUUCACGACUGGUACAACUCCGAACACGGUCCAUUGCGUCUGCGUCUGCCUUUUGUCACCAAUGGCUUCCGCUACCGGGCCACCGAUGGCCAGGAACCUGAGUGGGUGGCCCUCUACGACAUCACCGACAUGGUCGAGUUGACCCGCGAGACCUAUCUGGCGCUGCGUGGCGACGGCAUCAAGACCCCGCGCGAAAAGGCGACCAUGGCCCAGAUUGCCGUCGAUCGCCGGCUGUACGACCUCCUCCAGGACCAAAAGGCCGCCAACUACCAGCCCCUGGAGAACAUUCCCGACACCGACGCCGCCGGCUCCGUCCUCAUCGCCGUCUCCACCACCAUCCCCGCCGACGCCGCCAAGGAAGCAGACCUCCAGAACUGGUACCGCGACGAACACAUCCCCAUGCUGUCGCGCGUCCCCGGCUGGCGGCGCAGCCGGCUCUUCGUCACCGCCGCCAUUGACCCCAACGCCCCCCGCGAGUUCAUCUCCCUGCAUGAGUACCGCGCCGCCAACGGCCUGGGCGGCCCCGAGCACCAGGCCGCCAUGAACACCCCCUGGCGCAACCGCCUGAUGGCCGACACCGUCAUCGACAAGAAGCGGCGCGUCUACGAGUGGGCGUACACGUUCGGCCCCGCGCCGCGCGAGCUGGCCUCCCUCGCCUCGAAAGACGUCGCCGGGCCGUGGUCCUCCAACGACGGGCGCACGCGCACGCUGCCGUCGCCCACGCGCCCGGCCGUCGAGUCCUUCGUCACCACCGCCGACGGCGUCGACCUCCCCUACCGGCUGGAGGGCAGCACGGACCCGCACAGCCCGGUCAUCGUGCUCAGCAACUCCAUCCUGGUCGACUACAGCAUCUGGGACGGGUUCGUGGACGCGUUCCUCUCUCGCCCGGAGAACCAGCACUUCCGCAUCCUGCGCUACCAGACGCGCGGCCGGACCAGCCAGUGCGGCGACCAGCCUGUCACCAUCGACCUGCUGGCGUCCGACAUCGUCGCGCUGCUGGACGCCCUGCGCAUCCCGCAGGCCACCCUCAUCGGCGUCAGCCUGGGAGGCGUGACGGUGCUCAACACGGCGCUGCUGUACCCGACGCGCGUGACGCGCUUCAUCGCCUGCGACACCAACAGCUCCGCGCCUGAGUCCAACCGCAAGGCCUGGGGCGACCGCGUGGCCAUGGCCGAGGCCGACGGCGCCGUGGCGCCCGCCACGCAGGAGCCCAUCGUCGGCGAGACACUGGCCGAGGCCACCACGCGGCGGUGGAUGGUGCCCGAGUCGUACGAGACGCAGCCGGAGGUGCCGGCGCGCGUGAAGGAGAUCGUGCGCACGAACAGCCUGCACGGCUUCCGCACGGCCGUCAACGCGCUGUGCGCGUACGACGUGCGCGACCGCAUGGCCGCCGCCCAGGUGCGCGGGCUGUUCGUCGCCGGCGAGGGCGACGGCGUGCUCCCCAAGACCAUGCAGCAGAUGGCGGCGGACCUGAAGGGCGGCGCCGAGCUGAAGAUCGUGCCGAAGGCCGGGCACCUGCCCAUGGUCGAGCAGCCGGCUGCGUUUACAGAGGUGGUGCAGUCAUUCCUGCACGCAGCCUAA
Messenger RNA from Aspergillus terreus NIH2624, 1644 nucleotides. RefSeq names its product putative alpha/beta hydrolase. The coding region runs from base 1 to 1644 and encodes 547 amino acids. Lineage: Eukaryota; Fungi; Ascomycota; Eurotiomycetes; Eurotiales; Aspergillaceae. The record is from RefSeq and is a predicted model, not a curated record. The transcript has a single exon.